AUGGCUGCGAUCCCUCAAGCUGUCGACCGCGACACAUAUCAAAAACACAUCAACCAGCUCCGGGUCCGCGAGAAAGCGCACACCCGCGAGGGCGAUGCUAUCGCUGCUGCCCGCCGACGGCUCCCGAUGGUAGAAGUGGACCCCGCUACGCCGCUGGUCGGGGCUACGGGCGAAACUACGCUCAUUGACGCCUUCGAGGGCCGCACCCAGCUGUUCGCCUCGUAUCACAUGUGGCACGCGGGCCUCUCUGCCGCUGACCAGUGUGAGGGCUGCACCUUUAACACCGGCCAGGCGCUGGAGCUGUCGUACCUCCACUCGCGCGAUGUGACAUUCGCCGUCUUCUGCCAGGGUCCCUACGACGAGAGUAACCGAUACCGCAAGUUCAUGGGCUGGGACAUGCCAUGGUACUCUAUCCCCGAGCGCUCGUACGGCCGCCUCGCCAUCAAGAGUCCCCAUAACUUCGGCAUGAAGGCCUGCUACCUCCGGGACGGUGGCCGCGUCUUUGAGACUUAUUGGACUACUGGCCGUGGCUGCGAGCCCAUGAGCGGCAGCUACGGCAUGCUUGACAUGACCGUUUUUGGCCGCCAGGAGCCCUGGGAGGACUCGCCCGACGGCUGGCCGAAACGGUUCCGUGGUGACAGUGACCAAUUCCGAACCGAAGAGGGCGAGACUUCGACAGUCCGGUCGGGCAUCAUCGGCCGGCCGACUCCCCAGUGGGCCCGCCUCGCCGCUGGACACACCGACGAUCUCGGCCCCGCCGCUAGCGCAGCCGAGCAUCAUUACCAUUGA
Messenger RNA from Neoarthrinium moseri, 789 nucleotides. RefSeq lists its product as uncharacterized. NCBI's taxonomy places the organism in Eukaryota, Fungi, Ascomycota, Sordariomycetes, Amphisphaeriales, Apiosporaceae. The record is from RefSeq and is a predicted model, not a curated record. The coding region runs from base 1 to 789 and encodes 262 amino acids. The transcript has a single exon.